Molecule: messenger RNA, 124 nt
Organism: Funneliformis caledonium
Lineage: Eukaryota; Fungi; Glomeromycota; Glomeromycetes; Glomerales; Glomeraceae
Source: the annotation of a GenBank genome assembly
UGAUCUCUGUGCACAACCUGGACGUCCAUUUAAUAAAAGUCAAAACGCAUUCAAACAAUCUUUUGAACAACAAGGUAGAUUCUAUGGCAAAAGACGCUCUCACCCUCUUUGUCUUGCAACUUAA